Trichoderma breve is the source of this 4530-nucleotide messenger RNA. RefSeq lists its product as uncharacterized. The transcript has 4 exons. NCBI's taxonomy places the organism in Eukaryota, Fungi, Ascomycota, Sordariomycetes, Hypocreales, Hypocreaceae. Bases 1 to 4530 code for a protein of 1509 amino acids. The record is from RefSeq and is a predicted model, not a curated record.
AUGGCCAUCACUGAAGAGGAACUUCCGGCCGCUACGUCGAUCCCCAACAAAGCUCGCAAGAAUGCUCGUCUACGGACAACUUACAGCUCCUUUGGUCAAGAUGGCAUCACGGCAACCGCAAAUGCUUAUGGGCACUUGCUUCAAAUUACUCAAUAUUUUGGCAAUAAGCCAUCUGGGUUUGUCGCUGUCAACCUUGACGACACAGAAGAGCCGCAUUUUGUCAAAUGGCGCGCACAUGACCUGCAGCAGCAAUCCAUAGAUCCAACCCAAGGAAUGCGCCUGUUAUUGCAGAGGCCUGCCGAUGAUACAUCUGCCAUCGAUAUAUGGGAUACGAAUCCCAAGACGAUGUCGGUGCCAGCGAAUGUCUCACCCUCACCGCUAGUGAUACCGCCACCACGAGCGAAAGCAUCACCAAAGACGAGUCGAUAUGAUGUGCCAGUGCCUCGGCCACAGUGGGUAAAUCAGUCAGAGUCUGGGUUAGGAUCAACUGGGUCACAAAUCUUCUCCUCUGAGAUUCCGACAAUCGUCAUAGACACCAACUUAUUGCUCCGAGAUCUGGAUUUUAUGGCAAAAGAGGAGACGAAAGAAUAUGGUCUGGAACCCCAUUACUCUAGUCGCAUUACAAACGACGGCUACAGUGUAGCCAGGAUGCAUAGCGACUAUCUCUAUAAUAGGCACAGUGACGGUCGAAACGCAAACAAGAAUGAUCGAAACACAAUCGCACUGUUCAUAUCGCCCUUCAUUAAUGAGCGGCCUCAGCAGUUUUCACAACCAGCUCCUGAAGAUUUCGACAAUUACUUUGUGAUUCCAGAUGAGCAAGCUUGGAGCGAUUUAAUAGAAAACAAAACACUCGAAAUUACACUAGCAUAUACAUUGAAGUUGAUCACUUCAAAGGAAGAAGACAUUUCGACGUCUCCAGUGUCAGCAGCAGAUCUCAGGAAAGCAAAGGAGCAGAUCAACAAGCAUUCUCCAGGCAUGGUACCGAUCACCAUUGACAAACACCUUGAUUUUGUUUUGAGCCGAAAUUUGGAGCACAUAUUAUCUGUCUGUAGCAUCCCCGUCAGGAAAGUUUCAGAGGAUAUUUAUGCAACUGCUAUUACCUGUGGUGAUAUCUCUGGUCACCGGGUUUCUGGGAAAGCAAGUUUUCAUGCUUUUCAAUUUCUGCUUUUAGCCUAUCAAUAUUUCGAUUCCAAGGUUCCCGAAAGCGGCUUAUGCAAAUUGGAAAAAUGCACGUGUGAGAACUAUUGUUGCAAUAUGCGCUCCCGCAUCUUUCGAGUGUGUCAGGGGCAUCUAGAGUGGCUCUUUGGUGAAGAUCAUGGUUUCAGUCCUCACAGGUGGGCAACCGGGAGGGCAAUCGCCGAGUGGGAAAGCAAUCUUACUCUAUCCGAAAAGUCUGUGGUUGACGCCUCUCUUAACAUUAUUAAAGCCGCGGAUUUCUACCGGAUAUCGAAAGCGACACAGGAUACGAUUGACGACUUCAGAGGCGACGUUAACGACUGGAUUGAAGAUCUUCAUCGGAACAACCAGGACAUAGAAUAUGUUUUCCCACAUUCCUCGGAAGACCUGCCGCUGCAGUUCCAAUUAUCUGAUCAUGCUAUAAUAUGGCGCGCUCUCAAGUCUUUGGAAUUGAUCGGGCUCAGUUCAGAGCUGAAAGCCAAUACCAUACCCGGGCGCCGCAAAUCUAGUUACUCGUCUAGGAAGAUCCAGGACAGCAUAUUUAAGAAGUUCACCACAGAUUGCACGCAAUUGAGCGAGCGUUUGAUGGCGACUUCGCGCAGCUUAUCUGAAACCAGUUUUCUCCUUCACAUAGAGGACACUGCAACACUAUCAGCGAUGAAAAUGGGUUUAUUCGAUCUUCCAAAAAGAGAAGAAUUAGUCCGGAGAAUGACUAUUGAGUCAAACGAUGAGCCAGAUAACGUGGCUCCAGGAAUGCCAGUUGGCGCAUCAACUAGCAGAUCAGAUAACGACUUGACGGAUCCCUGGAGAAAUAAACACGAGGCCUGGAUGGCUACAAUAGACAGCCAAAAACUGCACGAAGAUAACGACGACGAUAAUUGGGAUCAUCCCCUCCAGUAUGCAUUGGCCAUGGUCUUAUCUGCAAGAGGAAUACAUAUGAAUUCUCAAACGCCGGCACAAAUGUACACAUUUGCACGGUCGAUACUGCUGCAAAGCUCCUCUCCAAAUGGAUUGUUCCCCGGACUGUUGGACGAGAAUAAAGACCCGGCUCUGUUUGAGGACGACGAUGCCUAUUGGCAUGCUUCGUUUGAAGUACCGUUUAUUCUCUGGGAAACAAAAAAGUAUUCGCCAAGAACUGAAGAAAAUAACACCGAUGAAACUUCCAGCUCAUUUUUACUACGACGGAACUCAGCUGAAGCCUCUAUUUCUGGCGCAGGCUUUGUAAAGAGAUAUGAACCGUUUACCGAAACCUCUGAUCUAGGGCCCAAUUACGAAUGGCUUUACAAGGAGCCUGAAUUCUUUGGCUUUCGUAUUGAUCUGUCAUCAAAGGCCAUUGAAAAGUUUUGCGAAGAGCACAGACGGAACGUCGAUAAGAGUUCUGAGACCAUCAACAGAGCAGUCGAUGCGGUUCAAUCUCCAAAGCAAGAUACUCUACAGGAUUAUGGAUAUAUCAUCGACAUAUCAGGGCCUGAAUAUACCAAAAUACUUGGCCAAAGAAACUUGCCUUUUAGAAUUUUUUCACCUGACAAGAUUCGAUCUUUCAUUGGAGGAGUUCGCGACACAACGAACGCGAAGAAGAGGUUUUUCCAUUUUUACCGUGCCAACUUGGAUGUCGCAUUAAACUGUUAUCUGGCGUCUUCAGAAGAAGAAGAAAUCUCCUCUUUCUUCGACAAGCAUUCGUCAUAUAGUAAAUAUUUCUUCGAAGAUACGACUGCCAUUUUCAACAAAUGGGUAACAGAACUGCAUUUGUCGUUUUAUCAGGUCGUUCCAGAUGAUGCCGCUUUCCAGGCCAUCCCCUGGACGGAGACGUUUAAAUUUCCAGAUUCUGCAGGAAGUGAAAGCGACAAGCGUGUUGGCCGUGCUGUUAUGAGCUUCAGAUUUGAUGGAGAUGUUUUUGACCAUUAUUGGACGUGUCACUUUUUUGAUCAUAAUCCACAAUGGUUGUCUAACACUCAAGCAGGCCGUCCACUGAUUAGCUCGAGGCAUGUUAGCGGUACUUUAGAAGCCGACCCCUGGCAGCAACGGAGAGUUUUGGAGCUUCUGUUAUUUGACAUCAUUCUGAAAGAAAUGAUCAAAGGCACCAAAGGGAUUCUUGAAGAGAUCAUGACGAGUGUUUUGACAAGUUCCCACUCCCACAAACAUCGAGCUACGGAUCAGCCGACAGUCGACUUUUCUGAAAUCGAUGCAUCAACUCUCUUAAAUGCUCUUGAAGUGCUGUCUAAAGUCGACAGCAACACUUUCGCUUCGAAAAAUGAACUUUGGAACAAAUUCCAACGUAUUCUUCAAGUCAUCGAAGACGACCUCAAAGAGAGUCUAACAAUGAUUGCACUCUGGACGGAUCGAGAGGAAAAACGAAACAUUAUUAAAGCAGGGUGGACUCCUCGUAAGGAGCAAAAAUAUCAGGGAGCGAUAUCCAGAUUGAAGCUGCUCAAUAGCCAUAAAAUCCACGAGCUAAGAAGAUGCGGUGCCAAUGUAGCAUCGUUCAACAUGCUACUUACUAGGAGAUUAGAGGUGAUGCGAAACGACUUGGACACGAAAAGUAACGUUGACAUUCGACUCUUCACAUAUGUAACGGUUGUCUUUCUUCCCGUCAGUUUUGCCACAGGAGUGUUCAGUAUGAGCGGUGCGCCAACAAGGGAGCUGUUGGGUAGCAUGGCUUCAACAGCAUGUGUUGCUCUGUUGAUAACUGUGGUAGCAUUACUCAACGCAAAAGUCCUGGGAGCAGAACUCUUCGGACCCAUCUUUAAUGGCAUUCGACCGCUGUCCGAGGCAGCGCUGCGUCCAAUAUUCCGCUUUUGCACUGGAUUGAUCUAUCUGGUCUUACUCUCCAUUAUAUCGAUUUUGCCCAACAAAUGGAUUUAUUUCCUUCAAAAAAGAAUCGAAAAAGCAGCAUCAGAACAGUCAAGUCUGCAGACCAGUGCAAAUGAAGGCUUCGUCGACCGCAAAGUAAAGCAAAUCCGAAACAAAGUAAAGGCAAUUGAAAAGGAAAUCGGGGAAGAAGAAAGAGAAAGGAGAAGGAAGCAGAAAGAAGAGAAAAAGAGAAGGAAACAAGAGGAAGAAGAAGAAAGGAAGAGGGAGGAGGAAGAGGAAGAGCAAGAAAGGAAAAGAGAGGGAAUAAAAAGAGAGUUAAAGGAAAAAGAGGAGGGGGUGGAGGAGAGGCGAGAGGAGGUCGCGAGUUUACGUCAAGCCGACCAAGAUCCGGCGGCAGCAAGAGGACGCACCGGAGAUUCUAGCGACAAAACAGUCGCAUUGUCUAACAUGGAUGUCGAUGAAGGGACUCCAAGAAACAUUUUCGAGCGAAUACGGCAUCGGUUUGGGGGUGGAAGGUCGAGAAUUAAUAGGUCGGAUGUAUAG